Molecule: messenger RNA, 1152 nt
Organism: Phragmites australis (common reed)
Lineage: Eukaryota; Viridiplantae; Streptophyta; Magnoliopsida; Poales; Poaceae
Product: PHD finger protein ALFIN-LIKE 9-like
Exons: 5
Coding region: 141-956 (271 amino acids)
Biological process (GO): regulation of DNA-templated transcription
Cellular component (GO): nucleus
Molecular function (GO): histone binding; transcription cis-regulatory region binding; transcription coregulator activity
Source: RefSeq, a predicted model, not a curated record
UCCGCUCCCCUCCUCCCUCUCUCUCUCUCUCUCUCUCUCCUGCUUUAAACGCUCCUCCGCUCGAAGAGAGCACCCCAAAAACAUGGCAGAAUAAAGCGGCAGCAAAUCUUCUUCCGCGGCGCUCGAAUCCGCCGCUCCGAAUGGACCCAGGGUACAACCCGCGGACGGUGGAGGAGGUGUUCCGGGACUUCAAGGGCCGCCGCGCCGGCAUAAUCCGCGCGCUCACCGCUGAUGUGGAGGAUUUCUUCCAGCAAUGCGACCCGGAAAAGGAAAACUUAUGCCUCUAUGGGUUUCCCAAUGAGAAUUGGGAAGUAAAUUUGCCUGCAGAAGAGGUGCCACCUGAGCUCCCAGAACCUGCAUUGGGCAUCAACUUUGCACGAGACGGAAUGCAGGAAAAAGAUUGGUUGUCCAUGGUUGCUGUACACAGUGAUGCAUGGUUACUUUCUGUUGCAUUUUACUUUGGUGCUCGAUUUGGUUUCGAUAAAAAUGACAGGAAGCGCCUGUUUGGUAUGAUUAAUGAGCUCCCCACGAUUUUUGAAGUUGUUAGCGGGAAGAGUAAAACCAAGGCACCAAGCAAUAAUAACCAUAGCAAUAACAAAUCCAAGUCCAACAACAAAACGAAAUCAUCAGAGCCUAAGGUGAAGCAGCCAAAGCCGCCGCCGCCCCAGGUGAAGGAAGAAGACCCCGCCCCCACGGAGGAAGGCCCAGCCGAGGAGGAAGACGGCGUCGGCGGUGGCAGCGAGGGUGAGCACGGGGAGACCCUCUGUGGCGCUUGCGGGGAGAGCUACGGCCCCGACGAGUUCUGGAUCUGCUGCGACAUCUGCGAGAAGUGGUUCCACGGCAAGUGUGUCAAGAUCACUGCCGCCAAGGCGGAGCACAUCAAGCACUACAAGUGCCCGUCCUGCAGCGGCGGCGUUGGCGGCAACAGCAACAGCAAGCGAACCCGCCCGUCCUAGGGUGGCAGUCCUAGGGUGGCGGACGAGCUAGUUGGUUAGCAGAGCUGUUGCCGUAGUUGCAAUGGCUGUGACUUAUGUGUAAACUUGUUUUAGUUGUGCCAUUUGGCUGGGCAAUGUAACUUGGCUUUAAGUAGAUUUACUGUUUAGCUGGAUUUCAUCAGGAAUUCAUUUGGCAUUUGCUCUCUUCAUUUGAUCA